AUGACGGACGAAAUGAUGAGCAUGGUGCGCUCCUCAGUUCUCCGGGAAGUUGGCAAGAUCACGGAAGCUGGGAAGGGCCCUCGAUUUGUAGGUUGCAGUUUCAAACCUGGUUGGCUGCUAAUCACUUGCCAGAAUGAGCCGACCAAAAUAUGGCUGGAGAGCAUAACGCCCUCCCUAAAACCCUGGGCCGACGCAGAACUCUCUGUGUUGGACGAGAGAGCGAUGCCCAAACCAGCCAUUGGAACGGCCUUCAUCCCCAGUUCGGAGACAAGGUCGGUCGAUGAGGCACUCAGAAUGCUGAAGUCCCAAAAUGACUGCCUAAAUUCCGAACUGUGGAAAAUACUCAACCGUAAGGCUGAAGAGAACGGUACAGUCCUGACCGUAUCUCUGGACGAGCCUUCGGUUGACUUCCUCAAAACACAGGACUAUAAAGUCAACCUUGGCUUUAAAAAGGUCCUGUUCCGGGUCAAGGGGAUCUCCACGCCUACACAGCAGCCUUCUUCGGACGGUAAUGGAAGAUCUGCCACAGAAAUACCCACACCAUCCGAAGCGGCGAAGGGCGUAGACACCAACGCCAAAUCCGCCAGAGGCAGCUUUCCCCAGCCAAAGGGGACCUCGCAGACGAGGAUCCCCAGUUUCAAGACGGGACGGAAAGAUCGCGGCAGGAGCGCCACAGCUUCCAAUCGCAACCCACAGGGACGCCCACGUCCCACAGGGAAGGCGAAAGGAAGCUGCUAA
Messenger RNA from Achroia grisella, 738 nucleotides. RefSeq lists its product as uncharacterized. Lineage: Eukaryota; Metazoa; Arthropoda; Insecta; Lepidoptera; Pyralidae. Bases 1 to 738 code for a protein of 245 amino acids. The transcript has a single exon. The record is from RefSeq and is a predicted model, not a curated record.